Molecule: messenger RNA, 3548 nt
Organism: Oreochromis niloticus (Nile tilapia)
Lineage: Eukaryota; Metazoa; Chordata; Actinopteri; Cichliformes; Cichlidae
Gene: arrb1
Product: arrestin, beta 1
Exons: 16
Coding region: 261-1553 (430 amino acids)
Biological process (GO): G protein-coupled receptor internalization; negative regulation of Notch signaling pathway; signal transduction
Cellular component (GO): cytoplasm
Molecular function (GO): G protein-coupled receptor binding
Source: RefSeq, a predicted model, not a curated record
AUCAGGAGGGAGGAAAUGAAAAGGUGCUGUUCCACGCAGAGCUCUGCUGUACCUGCUCUGACACGUUCUGUUCGGGGAUUUUGGUCCACAUGAUUAUGACAUCAAUGUGACAUCAGCACACAGCUGCUGCAGAUUUUCCGUCUGCAUCCGUGAUGAGAAUCUCCCGUCCCUGCUCUGAGUGCAUCGAACGGAUCGUUCAGGAAGCCUGUGUGAGGAGAUCUGAGCGCUGAGACGGUCACACCUGCAGCAGCUGAACGCAGAUGCAAAUCGACGCUCAUCAGACCAGGACGUGUUUUUCCACCUUCUGUGGUCCAGCUUUAGUGUUUAAGAAAGCCAGCCCCAAUGGAAAGCUCACCGUCUACCUGGGGAAGAGAGACUUCGUGGACCACGUGGAUCGGGUGGAGCCCGUCGACGGCGUCGUUCUGAUCGACCCGGAGUACCUGAAGGAGAGGAAAGUGUUCGUGACUCUGACGUGUGCGUUCCGUUAUGGUCGCGAGGAUUUGGACGUCCUUGGGUUGACGUUCCGGAAGGACCUGUUUGUGACAAACAUCCAGGCGUUUCCUCCGAUGACCGAAGAGAAGAAGACUCUGACUCGUCUUCAGGAACGUCUGAUUAAAAAACUGGGAGAACACGCCUACCCGUUCACCUUCGAGAUUCCUCUGAACCUGCCGUGCUCCGUCACCCUGCAGCCAGGACCGGAGGACACCGGGAAGGCCUGCGGAGUCGACUUUGAGGUGAAAGCUUUCUGUGCCGAAAACGUUGAAGAAAAGAUCCACAAAAGGAACUCUGUGCGUCUGGUGAUCAGGAAGGUUCAGUACGCUCCAGAGAAACCCGGCCCUCAGCCGACGGCAGAAACCACCAGACAGUUCCUGAUGUCGGACAAACCGCUGCACCUGGAGGCCUCGCUGGACAAGGAGAUCUAUUACCAUGGCGAGCCAAUCAGCGUCAACGUUCAUGUCACCAACAACACCAACAAGACUGUGAAGAAGAUGAAGAUCUCAGUGCGACAGUACGCCGACAUCUGCCUGUUCAACACGGCUCAGUACAAAUGUCCGGUGGCCACCGAGGAGUCAGAUGACGUUGUGGCUCCCAGUUCGACUUUCUGCAAAGUUUUCACCCUCACUCCGUUUCUGGCCAACAAUCGCGAGAAACGAGGUCUCGCUCUGGACGGAAAACUGAAGCACGAGGACACCAACCUGGCCUCCAGCACGCUGUUAAGAGAUGGAGCCAAUAAGGAGAUUCUCGGCAUCAUCGUGUCCUACAAAGUCAAAGUGAAGCUGGUUGUGUCUCGUGGCGGGCUCCUUGGAGAUCUGGCAGCGAGUGACGUCUCGGUCGAGCUGCCCUUCACGUUAAUGCACCCAAAGCCUUUAGAGGAGUCGUUCUACAGGGAAGCUGCAGACGAGGCUCCGGUCGACACGAACCUCAUCGAGUUUGACACAAACGACGAUGACAUCAUCUUUGAAGACUUCGCCCGCCAGCGGCUGAUCGGCGCAAAAGACGACAAGGACGAAGACGAGGAGCCAGUGGACUCGCCCAAAUUGGAGGACAGAUAGAGGGGAGGAGCCGCUGCGGCUGUUGUUUCGCUGCUGUAUGUAGUGUGGAGCUAAUGGAGGUCACCUUUAGGUCAAACCACAGUCUGGACACCCUUUAAACACUCGGUGGUGCCGUGUUUGUGUGCUCGUUCAUGUCUGUCCUCUCUGAGUCCCGCUGAGGUGUUUAAAAAAACCAAACAAAAAAAAAAAACUAGAAUACUGCAGCCUAGACAUCGGAGCAGCUCUUUGCUCCGACGGAGUCGUCUGGAACGCCGACCCAGCAGCUCCUAACGACAGCUGGUAGCAUGCCUGUAAUAUCUCUUUGUUCUAAGUGUUUCCAUUAGGGACCAAACAGAUGUAAAGUUGUGUUGAGAUUAGUUUAAAGUUCUGUCUUUAGAAACAACACUGCCAACCUCGGUUGAUCUUGAAACGUCCGCCACUGGAGCCAAACUUCAGCCGACGGAGGAUUUUGCUGAGUAACCAUCUGUAGUCGGUGUCUCUGAAGCUGCAGAGCAGAUGGGAAACGGCACCGAAGUGAUCUGCUGGGCCUCCCCGCCCGCCAAGAGGACCUCAAACUGUCAGAGUGAGCCACUGACCAUUUAACAGAAACCGGUGGCCCAGUUUGCAUGAUUUAUUAAUGUCAUGAAUAAUCAACUUAUUUUAAAUAGCAUACAGUUUCAUGUUUUCAUGCUGAUAAUUUGCCAAGUCAUCAUCAGAACGAUUUUCUUCCUUUCAGGCAGUCGCUGGUCGUCCAUUGGCUUCGUUUCUAUUAAAAUCAGCACGGCUUCAUGUUGCCUUAAAGUAAACACUGCGCUUUAAUAUGAUACACAUGUCAGACAAAUAAAAUUGGCAUGCUUUAAGUGUUUGUUACUUUUACCUCUGUUGAACUGAAACUGGCAGAAAUUUAAAGAGCAACCGUUCGAUCUGUGGCCUGAUCGUCGUGAAUGCUUUUAUGACUGUAGAGAUAUAUAUUUUGUUUCCUCAAACAAAAUUCUGAUAAUUAUGAAUCACGUUAGUGUGACAGGCUAAUUCUGAAGCUCAUAAAAUGUUCAAUUUCUACUGAAAUAUCUGAAACGUUUCAUCACCCGGUAAAUCUUCACUUACCUUAAAUUUAAUAAAGUUUAAAGCUGAAAAUGAACUGAAACUCAGAGACCGAAAGCAACAUGGAAAAUAUUAUUUUAUUCACUGAAUAAAAUCUGAUACAACAGGGUUGGGGUCAGAGGUCAGCACACAGGCCUCCUAGCAACCACUGACUGCUGGUGACUGGGUGGUGAGUGGUUGUGGCUGUUGCUAGGUGAAAUAUGGUGCUGCAACAAAAGCCUCCUCGUGGUUGUUCUGGCCUGUCGCAGAUUGCCUCAGUUGCCUGAAGUUUGCAUGGAAGAUGCAACUUUUACUUUGAGGGCGACCGCCCUGUCUUUCUGGUCUGCAGAUGAGUCAACAUCGUAUAUGCAAACUACAGGUGAUGGAGGCAGUCACAGAGAGGUUUGUGGCGUAGCGCCCUUCUUUUACAUCAACCACUCACAGUUGGCUGGUGAACAAUGACCAGAGGUUGCCAGGGCGUCGUUGUCCGGUCUCUCGGCCUAUUGGACUGGCUCCUUAGACUGGCCGGCUGAUUUUACAGAAACAAAGUAAAACUAGUGGCUGCGCUGAAGAAAGAGAAUCCACAUGGAAAUUCAUCAAUGAUUUGUAAAAGAAUCGGCAGGGAUGUGAAGUUUGAAUAACCACGGGUGUCAUCCAUAUGUCGUAUCAGGUGAUGUGAGCAGGUAAAGAAAUUCUGUAAACCUUUAUUUUGAAAAGUCUGAUGACUCAAAGUAAAACAGUCUCAAACAUCCUGUGUGAGGGGGAAGAUGUGUCACUGCUUUCUUGAAAGUCUGACUGAAACCAGUUUUUUCAUUGUAACAUACAGUUUAAGAAAAAAACAGAAAACAUCAGCUGUGUCUGAUUGUUCAUUUUGGCGGGGCGCGAGGGAAGCUUGUAUAUUUCACUGGAUCUUUAAUAAAAGGACGUUUAUGUCCC